Molecule: messenger RNA, 2815 nt
Organism: Xiphias gladius (swordfish)
Lineage: Eukaryota; Metazoa; Chordata; Actinopteri; Istiophoriformes; Xiphiidae
Gene: dpf3
Product: D4, zinc and double PHD fingers, family 3
Exons: 12
Coding region: 1-1176 (391 amino acids)
Biological process (GO): nervous system development
Cellular component (GO): nBAF complex
Source: RefSeq, a predicted model, not a curated record
AUGGCGACUGUCAUUCAUAAUCCUCUAAAAUCGCUGGGUGACCAGUUCUAUAAGGAGGCCAUCGAACACUGUCGCAGCUACAAUGCCCGUCUCUGUGCCGAGCGCAGUGUGCGCAUGCCCUUCCUGGACUCGCAAACUGGUGUGGCACAGAACAACUGCUACAUCUGGAUGGAAAAGCGCCACCGACAGCCCGGCCAAGCGGUGGGACAGAUGUAUACCUACCCUGCUCGUUGCUGGAGAAAGAAGAGGCGACUCCACCCUCCUCUGGAUCCACAGCUCCGCCUGUGUGAGCUUCGACUAGAAGCCGAGCUGGCCCCCAAGCGUGAGGUGCCCCCAGGGGAGGCCACAGCCUUGGAGGCCCUCCUGAGGGGAGACAGCCUAUUGGAGAAAAAAAACAGCAUCAGUAAGGAAGAGGAGACGUUGCUGGAAAUACAGAGAGUACUGGAGGCAGAAGAAAAUGGGGACGGUUUCCAUGAUGAUGAAGACUUUGAAAUGGAUACUCCAAAGAGAAAGAACAGAAACCGAGGCAAAAGCAGAGGAUCAAGUCGCCGGAGGUCAGAACCUGUUAACAUUGACGACCAGGACAAACCAUACGUCUGUGACAAUAGAUACAAACAAAAGCAUAACUCAAAAAAGGCUGAAGAAGUCUGUGGAAAGCGCUACAAGAACCGGCCCGGCCUGAGCUACCACUACACCCACACUCACCUGGCAGAGGAGGAGGGUGAGGAGGAAAAGGAAACAGAAAUGGCCCCAUCUCCUCCACAGAGCUCAGACAACCACAAACCUCAGAAGGGCCCAGAUGGUGCCAUCAUCCCCAACGACUACUGUGACUUCUGCCUGGGCGACCAGGACUCAAACAGGAAGACAGGCCAGGCAGAGGAGCUGGUGUCUUGCUCUGACUGUGGACGCUCUGGUCACCCCACAUGCCUGCAGUUCACUGAGAACAUGAUGCAGGCGGUGAGGACGUACCAGUGGCAGUGCAUCGAGUGCAAGUCUUGCAGUCUCUGUGGAACCUCAGAGAAUGACGACCAGCUGCUGUUCUGUGAUGACUGUGACAGAGGAUACCACAUGUACUGCCUGAAGCCUCCAAUGACCCAGCCUCCUGAAGGGAGCUGGAGCUGUCACUUGUGUCUGGACCUGUUAAAGGACAAGGCCUCAGCCUAUGGAGAAGCAUAAUAACAUCCUGGACAUUCUUCUCAACAGACAUAUACACACAAUAUAUACAGUAUCUGUACAUAUAACAGUUUUACAUGCCCACACACUAACAAAAGCUUUAUCUCAUAUAGAUCCGAAAAAACACAGAUUCAAACAAACUGUCUCUCUCACACACACACAUACACACACAUAAACUCCAGUGCAUUCGCAGGCUCAGGGCUGUUUCCUGUGUGAGGCACAGAGAUCCUCUACCUCUCAUAUAGCCAAGCAACACUCCAGAUGCAAACGCCAUCAACAUGCAAUCUCGAUCAUAAUUCAGCCAACAGCAGGUCUGCCAUUCAGUCAUUUCUCUACCUCACCCCUCAGCAAACAGCAAGAAUCCAAAGCAAGAUUGAAAAAGACCGCACUGUGUAGUACGUGUGUAUGUGGAAUACAUGUUAAUUUUAAACCAAACAUCUGAAAUCUCUGGACGUUUCCCCCAUGAUUAAAAUUUAUUUGAGUUUGAAGUGGGAGAUGUUUCUCCCCGACUAUUUGCUGAAGCUGUUUCACUUGCUUCCCUCGCUGCUCAAGCUCUACAGUGGGGGAACCUGAGUGGGUUUGACUGAUGUUUGUUUAAAUUUCUCAUUCCAGCUGUACUCCUCUCUUGUGUUUAAACUUUACAGUGACAUUCCUAUUUUAUAUCUGGACAGACUCAAUGUUACGUAUGCCAUCUUUCACAGUAUUUGUCAAGCUUGGAGAAAUUUAUAUCAAACUCUAAGAGGAAAUGGGGCGAUAAAACAUCCUUGACUAUCAUUCCUUUUGGAGCAUGUUGACAUUUUUAAUCCACGUCUGUUUUCUGUAUCCUUGCAGUCACUAGGAUACCAUAUUGCUCAAUGUGACACUUUACACAAGAUUUAACAUGGAUGUGUAAGGCAGGAGUUGCUCAGCGACGUCCCCAGGCCAGAGAAAAAUGGACAGCAACACAAACCCAGUAAUGCCCCCAAGUGUGUAGUUAAAAUAGCACUUUCAUGUAAAACGCCAGCUGCAAAUGUACAUAGCAGUGUGUUGCUAUUGAGGGACCUGCUGCCAUCUGCAACCAUUGCCGAGCCAUAUGAUGGUCGGAAGGGAAAGAAUGCAGUCCGCUGGUGCUUCUACAGACAUCAAAAGCACGAGUCCUACUUGUGAUCAUUGCACCAAAAUGGAAAAAUACUAAGUAGAGGGUUAGUAAAAGAUAGCAUAAACUCCCGUGAAAGAUGAGUCUCGAUCAGUAUACGAAUUAAAAAUGAGCACGGUCUCACAUACUCCCACUCAAGAACGGGUGCUGGUGGAGGUGGGCCACCUACCUCUGAUUAGAGGGCAUUAACUUUCUUUUUUUUAUAUAAAUUUCAUGACAUAAAGAAGUCUCAAACAGGUAACUCUAUGUCUGCAUUGGCCUUGAAAGGUUCAAGAUGAUUUAAAACAGUAGAUGGCGUGUUGAGCCAUUUUCAACCCAUGAAAUACCGAUUUUUAUAACUUUGGUGAGAAAUGUCAACAUCAACACCAGCAAUGAUUUGUUUCAUCACACUACUGUCAUAUCAUUUAGUUUACAGCUCAAAAAACAUGUUUAAGUGUGCAGUACCUCUUCAAUACGAACAUGAAAUGCAUUUUCUUGCAUUUUUUUCAUUGGCAUCUGGUCUUCAAA